AUGAAUCAACAACAAUUACAUAGACCUCGUAUUAUUAUAAUGCGACAUUCUGAACGAUUAGAUUUCGUUUUAAAAAAUAAUAAUUGGCCACAAGAAGUUUUUAUUAAUGGAGUUUAUUCACCAAAUGUCACACAAAUGCCAACUGUUUUACCAAUACGAGCAAAUCCACAUGAAUAUUCUCUUGAUACACCAUUGUCAAGACAUGGUAAAGCUCAUGCUUAUCAUACAGGUGAAUUUUUUCGUUCACUUGGUUUAAUACCACAUCGUGUUUAUACAUCACCAGCAAUGCGAUGCGUUCAAACAGCUGAUUCUGUACUCGAAGGUCUAGGUAGGCGUGAACGAGCACCAUUACGAGUUGAUCUUGCUCUUCAUGAACCAACUAAACGAAAUUUACCAUUACAACCAGCUGAAUUUUUUGCAUCAGCUGGAUUUUUUGUUGAUAUAAGUUAUCAACCUGUAUUAGCACCAUCAAAUAAUACAAUUAUUGUACGUGAAACACGUUUAGCUUAUUAUAGACGAAUGUAUGCUGUUUUAAAGAGAAUUACGAGAAAACUUAUUAGUCAAAAUAUGAAAAUAACUGCAUCAUCACCAACACCACCAACAAUUCUUAUUGUUACACAUCGACCAUGUGUUACAUUACUUGCUGCUAUGUUAAAUCUUGAUGCUGUAGAUGAUAAAUUAGGUUAUCUUAAUGAAAUGGAAACUAAUAAACGUGGUGAAGUUAAUUUUCUUUCUAUGAUUAUUGCUGAAUAUGAUGCAGCAACUGGUACAUGGGUAUUCUUAUCGGAUUUUCCUCAAUUACCAACAACUCCAUUAUUAUCAGCAAAUGUUUUAAUGAAUGCAUUGAAAAUUGCUGAUUAG
Molecule: messenger RNA, 861 nt
Organism: Adineta steineri
Lineage: Eukaryota; Metazoa; Rotifera; Eurotatoria; Adinetida; Adinetidae
Source: the annotation of a GenBank genome assembly